CAAUAAUCUAAGGGCCACUUAAAGUAAAAAAAAUUUUGUUUUAAAUAACCUUUUUGGGUAAGUCACUUUUUUCCUCUUGCAAAAUGCAAAAUAGACAUAUAUUAUGGAAAAAAUAUCUUAGUUGACAUUACAAAUAUAUAUUAUUAUUAAGAUAAAUUUAUUGCAGUUAAUUAAAAAAAUAUUUUACUAUUUACAUUACAUAAAUCAACAGAAACCAAGAAUUCCUUUAAUUGACACUUUAUUAAAUUUAUAAUGAAAAUUCUUUCACGCAUUUUAGAUUUCUGAAUACAAAUACAAUACCAGUUCAUACAAGACAAAAAUGCAUUUCUUCAAAGACUGUCAAAGACCGAAUGGACCGCGGGAGAGACAGGCCGUCUAGGAAACCGACAUCCCCGACAAAUUACCUUGCAUAAGCAACAAAAACAAGAUUAGGUUCGGGAACCGUCAGCUAUGAUUCAUCCGGCCAGGAAGCGAAACGGAGCGCGAAACGCGCUGUCUGCGUGUGCGCGGGAGCGAGAGCGUGAUCUUAAUCCUCUCGCAACACACAAAGAGCGAGCGGCGCGGACUCGGGGACGCAAAAGUUCGCCGUGAAUUGAAGGUAGGCGCGAGCGGACGACAGCGUCGAGACAGACUCGCUUUACGUUCGCGGCAACGUUCACCACGCGUAGCCCGUGAGGGCGAGAGGGCAGACGCUUACGGGCCUCGGCCUUUCUCGCGCGCGCGAGAGACUCCGAUAAUCGAUCGCGGGCGUCGGACCGCCGCCGCGCCGGGGAAGUCGGGCAACCGAGUCAACCGAGUGGCGUCGCGACGCACAGCGUGCACGCUCGGCGCUCGCCUGCCGCUUCCGUGGAACGUGUUGGCGGAGCACCGAGCCAGUAUGGCCGUAGGACCUCAGCUGUUUUCACGUCACUGCCUACGUAUCUGAGAGAGGAAAUUAUCGCCAGCACCGCCGUCGGCUUAAUCCAACGUUGAAUUAAAAAGAAGAGAAAAAAAAACACAGGAAAAAUGUCGUCGGUUAAGGUAGCGGUGAGGGUACGGCCCUUCAACUAUCGCGAGAUUAGUCGUCAGGCACAAUGUAUCAUAGAAAUGUCGGGGAGUACUACUUCCAUAGUGAAUCCAAAAGCUACACCAGGAAGCAAAGAAGCAGUCAAGAGCUUCAAUUAUGACUAUUCCUACUUUUCUAUGGAUCCAAACGAUGAGAACUACUCGACUCAGCUCAUGGUUUACAAAGAUAUUGGCGAAGAAAUGUUAGAACACGCUUUUGAAGGCUAUAACGUUUGCAUUUUUGCAUAUGGUCAAACUGGCGCCGGUAAAUCUUAUACCAUGAUGGGCAAGCAGGAAGAAGGCCAGGAGGGAAUAAUACCACAGAUAUGCAAGGAUCUGUUUAGGAAAAUCAGCAAUACGUCUAACGAGCGAUUGAAGUAUUCUGUAGAAGUGAGUUAUAUGGAAAUCUAUUGCGAGAGGGUGCGCGAUUUGUUAAAUCCGAAAAACCGGGGAAAUCUUCGAGUCAGGGAACAUCCUCUCUACGGACCGUACGUCGAAGAUCUUUCCAAACUGGCCGUAUUGUCGUACGAAGACAUUCACGAUCUCAUAGACGAGGGUAACAAGGCCAGGACUGUCGCAGCAACCAAUAUGAACGAGACAUCUAGCAGAUCGCACGCAGUUUUCACAAUAUUCUUUACACAACAGCAACAGGACAAUACCACUGGUUUAAUGUCGGAAAAAGUUAGCAAAAUAUCGCUAGUUGAUCUGGCCGGAUCCGAGAGAGCUGAUUCGACAGGUGCGAAAGGAACACGAUUGAAAGAAGGAGCUAAUAUUAACAAAAGUUUGACGACUCUCGGGAAGGUUAUCAGUGCCCUUGCCGAAAUUGCGGCAACGAAAAAGAAGAAAAAGGCCGAUUUUAUACCAUACAGAGACUCCGUUUUAACAUGGUUAUUGCGAGAGAACUUAGGUGGAAAUUCAAAAACUGCUAUGAUUGCAGCAGUUAGCCCUGCCGACAUCAAUUACGAUGAAACACUUUCAACCUUACGAUACGCAGAUAGAGCGAAACAAAUUGUUUGCAAAGCUGUGGUCAACGAGGACGCGAAUGCCAGGCUUAUCAGAGAACUCAAGGAAGAAAUACAGAAACUACGGGAACUUCUAAAGCAGGAGGGCAUCGAUGUCCAAGAAGGGCCAGAUGGUAAAAUUACAUACGAAAAGAAAGAACCUAGGGACGAAAUUAUUAGAACGAAUAAGCGAAACGAAGAAGACACCAAGGAAAGUCGAUCAAGGAUUUCGUCUCACGCUACAUCUACUAUUGCCGAAGAGGCGGUUGAACAAUUGCAAGCGUCCGAGAAAUUAAUUGCAGAACUGAAUGAAACAUGGGAAGAGAAGUUGAAGCGAACCGAAUCGAUUCGCUUGCAACGCGAAGCGGUAUUCGCCGAAAUGGGAGUCGCUGUGAAAGAGGAUGGCGUCACAGUGGGCGUCUUCUCUCCUAAGAAAACACCACACUUGGUAAAUCUGAACGAAGAUCCGCUUAUGUCGGAGUGUCUGAUUUACUACAUCAAGAAUGGAUUUACACGCAUCGGUAGCGCUGAAGCGCACGUGCCUCAAGAUAUCCAGCUAUGUGGUCCGCAUAUACUUAGGGAGCAUUGCGUUUUCGAGAAUCACGAGGGGAUUAUAACUCUCAUACCAAAGAAUGGAGCCUUGAUUUAUGUCAAUGGUCGCGAGGUAACUGAACCACUUAUCCUAACGACCGGCUCACGCGUCAUCUUAGGAAAAAGCCACGUUUUCCGAUUUAAUCAUCCAGACCAAGUACGCGAACGGAUAGCGAACGGGUCUCCAGCAGAAACUCCUGGCAAUAACGAACCAUUAGCUGACUGGAAUUUCGCGCAAGUCGAGCUAUUAGAAAAACAGGGUAUUGAUCUAAAGGCUGAGAUGGAAAAGAGACUACUCGUACUAGAGGAGCAGUUCCGUAAAGAGAAGGAGGAAGCGGAUCAGCUAUUCGAAGAGCAGCGAAAAAGUUACGAAGCGCGAAUAGACGCCCUGCAGAGACAGGUGGAAGAACAAAGUAUGACAAUGUCUAUGUAUAGCAGUUACACGCCUGAAGACUUCAACAAUAUCGAGGAAGAUAUUUUUGUCAACCCAUUAUUUGACGCAGAGAGCAACUGGACCGAGAGAGAAUUUCAACUGGCCGCUUGGGCCUUCCGCAAGUGGAAAUAUCAUCAAUUCACGAGUUUACGGGACGAUCUUUGGGGCAACGCGAUAUUCCUUAAAGAGGCUAAUGCUAUAUCCGUUGAACUUAAAAAGAAGGUUCAAUUCCAAUUUACUUUACUCACGGACACUCUUUAUUCGCCCCUACCUCCGGAUCUUUUACCUAUUAUGGACGAAGAAGAGGAGGAUGAAAGACCGUUCCCACGUACGAUUGUUGCUGUUGAAGUUCAAGAUAUGAAAAAUGGUGCUACACAUUACUGGACGUUGGACAAGCUAAGACAAAGACUGGAGUUGAUGCGUGAGAUGUACCACAAUGAAGCCGAACUCUCACCUACGUCUCCAGAUUUUAAUAUUGAAUCUAUCACGGGAGGUGAUCCAUUUUAUGACCGAUUUCCAUGGUUCCGCAUGGUCGGCAGAGCUUUCGUGUAUCUAAGCAACCUCAUGUACCCGGUGCCGUUAAUUCACAAAGUAGCCAUCGUGAACGAAAAGGGCGACGUUAAGGGUUAUUUGCGAGUCGCUGUACAGGCCGUAGUUGAAGAGGAAAACAGCGAAUAUUCAAGUGGCGUCAGACAAUCAGCGCGAAUCUCCUUCGAGGAUGAUUUGUUUGGCGGGCAUAAGCAUAACAAGCGUAGCUCGCUUUUGGCUCAAACUCUAGAGAAGAAUCGACAGAUUAUGCUACACGAGGAGCGCGUGGUCGAAGGACAUAACGAGAUCAAUCAGAAAGACAUGAAGGACGAGGACGACAUAGGCGACGCCGACAGCGGUAGAGGCGACAGCUCGGUCUCGAGCGACAUGAAGGAGGAAGAGUUGCCGGAUCACUUGCAACCCGGUACAGAAUUCACUUUCAGGGUAACGGUCCUACAAGCUAUGGGCAUUUCCACGGAAUAUGCUGACAUUUUCUGUCAGUUCAACUUCCUACAUCGACACGAUGAAGCUUUCUCGACAGAGCCGGUAAAGAACACGGGCAAGGGUAAUCCACCCGGAUUUUAUCACGUACAGAACAUUACAGUCACGGUUACUAAGUCCUUCUUAGAAUAUUUGAAGACUCAACCUAUUGUCUUCGAAGUGUUCGGUCAUUAUCAGCAACAUCCGUUGCACAAGGAUGCAAAACUGGAAUACAGCGUACGACAACCACCGAAGAGGAUGCUUCCGCCAUCUAUACCGAUCAGCCAGCCAGUUCGUUCGCCAAAAUUCGGAAGUGUCUUGCCAUCUCCCAGCACAUCGCAUGUGCACGCCAAGUAUGACGUGCUGGUAUGGUUCGAAAUCUGCGAAUUGGCACCAAACGGCGAGUACGUGCCGUCGGUGGUGGACCAUAGCGACGAUCUGCCAUGUCGUGGACUGUUUCUGCUUCAUCAAGGAAUACAGCGACGCAUACGAAUCACCAUUGUGCACGAACCAGCCUCCGAAUUAAGAUGGAAAGAUGUGCGCGAGCUUGUGGUUGGCCGCAUUCGAAAUACUCCAGAACCCGAGGAAGAGGAUAACGAUUCGUCCGUGCUUUCACUUGGUUUGUUCCCAGGAGAGUAUCUCGAGAUCCCUGGCGACGAUCGGACCAUGUUCAGAUUCGAAGCAGCCUGGGACAGCUCGUUGCAUAACUCGGCUCUGCUUAAUCGAGUCACGUCUUACGGAGAACAAAUCUUUAUGACCAUCUCCGCGUAUCUUGAGUUGGAGAAUUGUGGAAGACCUGCCAUUAUCACGAAAGAUCUAAGCAUGAUCAUCUACGGCAGAGAUGCGAGAGUUGGACCACGCUCGCUUAAGCACCUAUUUAGCGGCAGCUAUCGCAACCAGGAAGCGAAUCGGCUCAGCGGUGUCUAUGAAUUGGUGCUACGUCGUUCUUCGGAAGCAGGUAGCCCAGGAGUUCAAAGACGUCAACGACGUGUCUUGGAUACAAGCUCCACGUAUGUCAGGGGCGAGGAGAACUUGCACGGAUGGAGACCGCGCGGAGACAGUCUCAUAUUUGAUCAUCAGUGGGAGCUCGAGAAGUUGACGAGAUUGGAAGAAGUUGAAAGAGUACGGCAUACAUUAUUGUUGCGGGAAAAACUCGGCAUUGACAAAAUACCAUUCUGCAAUAAACCUCUACACGAUUUCACGAAGAGCGAAAAGGAUGUUUGUAAUAUGGUGGCAAAGGCCACAAAUGAGCCACAUGCCAGCCCGGUGAAGCUGAAACGUUCAACGAGUAAAGACGUAUACGAACCGUGGGAAAUGACCGAAAAGGAGCGUGAAUUAACAACCAAGUAUAUUAAACUUAUUCAAGGAAGGAUCCCAAGCAAGGAACCGAUAUUGCUCUCCGACGUUUCGCCUGGCGAGGACACUAUAACCGAUUUAUCCGCGUCUAUGAUGUCUUCUGUUAUAUCAUCCUCAUCUCAAGAGUCAGUAUAUACGAGAGCUAGCGAUUUAUUAGAGCAGGCUGCUGAUAUAAUAAUAUGGAGCAGAUCUAAGUCGUGCCUCCUUAGGUUGAGCUCACCAGAGAGGGCUAGGCUGCAAGAGCUUCAGGAGAGUAUAUUAGCGAGUGAGUCGGCUAAUCAGACCUGCACUGUCGCACCGCCACCUCUCGGGUCAUCUUCACCAUCGAAGGAAAAUCUGGUAUUGUACGUGCCGGAAGUGGAGGAGAUACGUAUUAGUCCGGUCAUCGCGCGAAAGGGCUACUUGAACGUUCUUGAACACAAAACUAACGGCUGGAAGAAACGCUGGGUGGCUGUCCGCCGACCGUAUGUUCUCAUUUUCCGAGAGGAGAAAGAUCCCGUCGAAAGGGCAUUAAUUAAUUUAGCUACAGCUCAAGUUGAAUAUUCUGAGGAUCAAUUGGCUAUGGUAAAAGUACCGAAUACUUUCAGUGUUGUCACCAAGCACAGAGGAUACUUGCUGCAGACUUUAGGUGAUAAGGAAGUCUACGAUUGGCUGUAUGCGAUUAAUCCUCUUCUAGCUGGUCAAAUUAGGUCAAAACUUGCCCGUAAAAAUCCGGCAGCCCCAAAUUUAAGUAACGGUGCGCCGAUUGGCAUAACACCGCAACUGGAGCAGCAAAAUAAUCAGACCAAGUGAGUGGUCGACACUAUGGCCGGGGUAACGAGUGCAAUAGCGAAGGCGUCGGAAAGAAUGCUGUGUUGGUCACACUCGGCCUUAGAGUCCCAAGACUUCUGUAAUUUUCGUUUUCCGCUAGUCUUCGAGUGACCGGCCGGAGGCGAAGCUUGAGACUAUCCACGAUCGGCAGCAUAUAUCGACGUUUUACUUUACACAGCGUCCCCUUAGCACGUUGUAGGACAGUAAGAGCGGGGAAAAAAGAAGGAAAAGAAAAUGGUGCUCGUCUUUCGAAGAAGUUACAAAUGCGUUCGGUUACAUUAUCCUGAAAAAAAUUAUAUUUGCUUUCGAGUCUCUCCGUACAUUUCGAACUCGCAUUCGAACUGCUCCCCACGUCGAUGAGACAAGGUUGCGCGCACACGAGCGCCAAAUAUUUUCGUUGAAUUUUUAUUUCCGUAACACACGACGAAAUUACAUGUACUCCUUAAGUAUGCGAAGUAUGUGACGUGUGAGGAAAAUAGAAAAUGCAUUUAUGCCUAAUAUAUUUCUAAGACGGGACACUGAAAAUCAAGAUAAGAAAUACACAUUAUAGAUAUAUCUGUAGAGGAGGAAGUAUGCAAGAGAAAGUGAGAAAGAGAGGGAGAGAACAAAAUAAACGAGAGACAAAAUAUUAAUAAUUUCAUACGCAAGCUUAACAAUCGCUUAACACGAGAAAGAUUAUUACGACGGAGAAAGAGCGUUAAAAUUUUGUAAAAUAAUUCCGGCAAAUGAUUAAGAUCCGUUUAAGAUAGUAUGCUGUCUAAGCAUUUUAGAUCGUUUAAAAGAGAGGAGACAAUUUUCUAUGAGAAUUACAUUUCCAUUUUUUCCGUUCAUUCGUUUUUUUCUUUACUCGAUCAAGCAUAUUAGACACAUACAGAUACUGAUACUGACUUCGAUUUCCGUGUAAAAGUUCAUACGCUACUGUACACGCAAUCGAUCGGCUGUUGCUCAAUGAAGAUUUUACCUUCUUAAGAGAGUUCCGCUGCUAAAUCAAAAUGAAUAGAUUUUCAUGAAACUUUGUAGAGAAGUUCAAAUUAGUGAUAUAAAUUGACUGUCAAAAUUUUAUAAAGCUGAACUAGCUAAUUAUUUAGAUAUUAAAUAUUUUGUUAACAUGGGCUCUUACGAGAAUCGAUGAAUUUUCAAGAUUUUUCAGUUUUUAUUGUCGUAUUAAACAUAGAAGUAAUGAACAGAUAUUAGUGAAACUUUACAAUGAUAUAUCUUAGCUGUCCAGAAAAGUACUGUUAAAUUUUUGAAACAAUGCACUUGCUCGUUUGAGUGAAAUAAUUGAUAAGAUAAAAAAAGUUUACGUUAAUCGAAGUAAUACAGCACGUAAGUGUGGUAAAUGUGUGCUAGUGAUAUAACAUGAAUUUCAAAUUGUUGUAUUUAGUUAUCUAAGGAUGGUAUAAUAGUGAAGAAUGUUUAUUCUCAAUUUAAAAAAAAAUUAUUUCAGUAAUGAAGGUAGUACUUUAUAGCCAUUUUUUUCUUAUAUUCACCAUUAUUAACUUUAGACCAUAUACAGCAAAAAAAAGAAGGCAAUAAAAUGGUCAUUUGAAUAUUUUUCUUUACUUGAACCCCCUGUGCCACUUAUUGUGCCAGGGCUGAGCAGAGGAACUCUCAUGAGAAUUCGAAUAAUUUUAGUUGCAACGCGCGCGUAUUAUAAGAUAGGAUAAUAUUGCUCCAAAGCGACGAUAUCAACUUUGCAUCGGAAUGAAAAAAGAUUUAAACAUCAUGUAAGAUAUAAAACCUAAAAAGCAACAAAAAUGGGAGAAAAAAAUAAUCAUUUGGAGCGCACGAAACUUGUAGACUUGUAAAAUACUUUCUUUUAACGUAGUUUAAAAUGUUUUUCGCAUCACAUCACGCUGUUAUUCUCUUUUUAGUACUUGACAGCUAUCAUUUUGAUUAUACAAAUGGACUAAAGAGUUUAAAAGCAAAGAGGUACGAAAAACGAAAGUUCUUAAGAAUGGAUCAAGUACACAAACAAUAACUCUCUGUUUCUAAGAAACUUUAUCCAAAAAUAAUUUUAAAAUCUCGCAACAAUAAUAACAAUUUGUAUGAAACUUUAUUAUAAUUCUAAUAAGAAUUAUAAAACAUAUAACUAUAUUUUUUUACGUCAAAAAGUGUGAAAACGUUAAACAAUUUAACAGUUAUGGUGCACACCCAUGACGCUGCUUUAGUGAAUGUCAGAACAUUUAAAUUACCCUUAUAUAUAACUUCUUACAUUUAAUCGUAGUUACAUCGUAAUAUCUAUCGAGGAACAGAAAAUUUAUUAUUAAUAAUAAAAUGAGUUCUGUGAUUACUAUGUAUAUUUUGUUUUUACUGUUUUGAUGUAUUUAUUUUAUAAAAAUAUGUGAAAACAUGUGCAUUUUAAUGCUAGAUUAAUAGAAAUUUAUAAAAUAUAAUGGUCAUUUUAAAAAAUGUGUUAUGACGAUGACUAAAAUAAAAAAGACAAGGUAAAAAAAAUUGAAUUUUAAGAUAAGCUGCGCAAAUUAGAACAAAAUCUCAAAUUAUUAUCACUGUUGCGAGAGUGUUUUACAUAAAGAAAAUUAAUAUUUCGAUGUGAACAGAAAAAUAAUAUUACUGCAAAAACUUCUUCGAAACACGAAUAAAUGCGUAGUCGACAAGCAAGCGGCGCGAUCGGACGGAAUCGCAAGAAAUUUUCCAUUUAUAAUCGACCGAGACCACCACGUUGAUACGAAGCUUAGGAUUUUUGCAUUUCGUAUCUCGCAGCAUGCGAAAUAGAUAAAAUUACGCUAAUCUAUGAAUAUAAACGUCACACUCAGACACAUCGUGUUUUCAUGUCUACUUAGAGUUUAAGCUCCUCGAAGACGUUCGUCAUGCAGUGCGGCUUACAUCCGCGAAUGUAUCCGCGACGAAUGUGCGUUGACGAACGUAAUUGAUGACUUCGUCUAAUGAGGAAAUGUUCAAUUUUGGAUAAUCGAAUUUACUCACUUUCAGCUUUAAUGUAAUAAAAUUUUAAAAAGAAUAUAUAUAAUAUAUACAUGUAAAUUUUGUCAUCUUAUAUGCAUAAAGCGACCAAAUUUGUUUUAUAAUAAAACUAAUUUUUUAAUGAAGUUAUAGUUAAAAUUACAGAAAAAAUUUGAUUAUAGAAAGGAUUUAUCGUUCGAUCUAAAUUUCUUCAAAAACAAAGCAAUGUAUUUUUCUCAUUUUUUCCUCUUUAGAGAGACUCUAAAGAUAAGUAGAAGUUCGACGUUUAAAGUUCGACAACCCGAAAUUGAUAGCUUCUUCGUAAGACCGUAGAUGAUUGCGCUGUUUCGAGGCUUUUACUAACUUCUCUUAUGUGUAACAGAAUUUGGGGGUAACGAGUGCGGCUUUAUAAAUACAUGUGUCUACCGUGCACCUUACAUGGAGAACUCUUAACAACUUUGAUAUUAACUCACGAUACACGCGAUACUACGGUGUCUAAGUUCGAGAUGUAGUCAAGGAAGGAUUCGUUCUCUUGUAUAUGUAUUACGUAUAUAAUAGCAUUUCACAAUGAUUAACAUAUAGUACCGAAACAUUUCACACACAGCAAAAACCCGACUUAUUUGAUCCUAUCGAAUAUGUUAUUCAAUGUCCACAUAGUCAAAUCUAUUGAAAAAGGAUUUUGUAAAACAACUACCAAUUUUCUCAGUAAAAUGUUAGCAAAAAUAUAACAGCAGAUUAACUGCAGAAAUCGAAUAAAAUUUUAUUCCGUAAUCACAUAUUCGGUUUAAAUCGGUUAAACAAAAAAGUAGCGUUGCAACAUAUAUAUUGUCAAACAUUUAAAUAUAAUUAGUUUAUAUGUUUAUAUCUAUGAAGAACUGAAGACAAGAAUCAAUGAUAUUUAAAAAUCUUACAACAGUUUCAAAGCUACUGUCUUUGUUAAACGCCAUCUUAUAUGAAACAGACUUUAUUCGAUUUUUUACAAAAAAUUGGUUGUUAAGUUAUGUCGGUAAUUCUGUUGGCAAAACACAAGCUUAAUAUAAACGCAAUUGAUGCUAAUAUUCCUGCUAUAGUAUUCUCCUCGAUUCUGCGACAAGGUGCUAGUAUGCUGUUAACAUUUUGCUUACUGAGUAAACAUCCAUGUACAAUCGAAGGUAUACGUGUACACAUUUUGUAAUUAUAUAUUGGGCUCUACAUCGCUUCUUCACAUUCUGCGAUUGUUAUUUGAGAGCGUGUCCAUGGUUCGAUGUAAGUUCUACAUAAUACUCUUUAUCACCCAAGUGUUACUGAUAUCAUAAGCCUUUAUAGUUUUCAUUCCUUCAGCAAGAAAUCUCAUUCAAGCUCCUUUCGCAAAUGCGAAAUAUUUCUUAAAUGUUAUCCUUCCAUCGAAGUGAUCCAUCGAUUUCGUGUACCUUAACGUUUCUCGAGGGACAAGUUUCUGACUAAGAUUCUCCAACGGGACAGAUGGUCUCCGUGGAUGUUAAUAAUGGAAUUUAACGGAAGAUGGCUGUAAAUUCUGAUUCUCUUGAUUCUAAUCAUAAAGGCGCUGCGCGUGCUCGAUCCUAAGAGACCGAUUAUAUCUUUUCUUCAUUUUUCUCCGAUCGCCCACACACGAUUCUCGAUCGUGGCUUCAUACCCGAGUGUAAACGUCCCGUCACCGAUUAUCCGUUUUCGCUUGCUGACUGUUGUAGUUACCUGAUAAGUUUAUUUUGUUAAUAACACACCACCGUAUGAUGUAUCGAAAAAUAAAUGCAUAAACAUAAGUUGAACUUUAGACUCUCUAUCGACUAUGCCGAAGAGCAAAGUGGUAUACACGAUGAUGAGUAGAUGACAGAAAGAAAAGGUAAAAAAAGAAGCACAUAUAUUAUGAGAGGAAUUUACAUCGCAUUUAAGUCGUUGGAGAGAUUAAUAAUCAUUGUUAUUAUUAGUAGACAAAAUAUAGGAGAGAACAGAACGGACACUGCGAGAAUGAGUGCGUAUGAGAAAGAAAAGAGAGAAAAAGCGAGAGAAGACCCGAGUUGAAAUGCAUGAAAGAGGUGUGUGUAUGUGCGUGUAUGUGUGUGCGUAUGUGUGUGCGCGUGUGCGUGAGAGAGAGAGAGAGAAGACAUGUUCGCUUAUAUAUACAUAAUACAAAGUAUAAAUUAUAUAAAUAUUUAAAUAAAUUUAAUGUUACUUUAAUCAGCAUUCCUUUGUGAAACAUUCACAAAGGAUACAUUUAUGGAUCACUGUGAGGCGAUGACGGGAUAGCUAACGACGCAAUGCGAUCUGUACCAAGUAUAUAAGUUCGUGUGUUUGUUUGUAAAGUAACCAGACAUUCAUUAUGAAAUAAAAUUUUCGUUUGAUCGUUUGCUGUCGAAAACGUGCAUCGAUGCUGUAACUAGUAUUUAUUAUAAAUAUUAUAUUAUGGUUACUCGAAUAUUUCGCUAGGCUCACUGUAAGUGGUAACGUGUAAUAAAUCGGUCAAUAAAAAGC
Molecule: messenger RNA, 11634 nt
Organism: Monomorium pharaonis (pharaoh ant)
Lineage: Eukaryota; Metazoa; Arthropoda; Insecta; Hymenoptera; Formicidae
Gene: unc-104
Product: kinesin-like protein unc-104
Exons: 29
Coding region: 1006-6225 (1739 amino acids)
Biological process (GO): microtubule-based movement
Molecular function (GO): microtubule motor activity; microtubule binding; ATP binding
Source: RefSeq, a predicted model, not a curated record